ACGUAAGGAGUAUGUGUUUGCGAAUAAUAUACGUUCUUGUGACACUACUCCUGUCUAAUAUGGUUGCCUAUGGUCAAAUUCUCACCAAUGGAAAGUGCCCAGUUGUGGAACCAAUGACGGAUUUCAAGAUCCAGCCGUUCCUUGGGGUCUGGUACGAGGUGUUUCGAUUCUAUGACCAGUUUGAGGAAGGUCAAAGUUGUAUCCGAAUGGAAUACACACUCAAACCAAACGAACACAUAGGUCUCCACAACUAUGGGGAUCUACCGGACAAUACGACUGUGGUGGCUGAAGGAGACGGUUAUGUUUCUGACCCUUCCAUUCCUGCCAGGUAUAUGGUCACGUUCUCGGGCAGUAAGCUCCCCUUGGAUUACUCUAUCAUAGCUACCGACUACACAUACCACGCCCUCGUCUUCUCUUGUACCGAGUUCCUGGACAUGGCCAACGCCCAGUUUGCGUGGGUUCUCAGUCGUAACAGAACCAUCGACAAUAAGGUCAUGCAAAGAUUGGUCGCAAAGCUAUCCUGUUUCGGAGUUGGUGUUGACAACUUUGAGGACAGUCCACAGCUAAACUGCUGAAUAACCGUUCUUUUCAUUUCAUUUUCCUUGUCAUUAGUAUCAUGUAAAGGUACUUGUAUUUACCAUACUCUAAUAGCACAUCAUACAACAUACCAAAGUGACAUUAUUUAGCGAGCGAGGUUUGUGUUGUUGUACAAAUUCUAGAGGUUAACUUCCCUAUCAUGUUUCAGUAUAUUAUCUUUGAUAAAGAUUGCCUAGACAUAAUACGUCUAUCAGUGUAUUGGGGCUUCUAGAUUGGAGCACAAUAUUUGCAUAUGACGAUAGUCCGUCUUUGCGUAUUGCAGAGUUAUCUUCUCUUGGGAGCAGGUAUUGAUUGUCACGUCACUGGUUUGUAUG
Messenger RNA from Mizuhopecten yessoensis (Yesso scallop), 911 nucleotides. RefSeq names its product apolipoprotein D-like. Gene Ontology annotation, molecular function: pigment binding. The transcript has 4 exons. The record is from RefSeq and is a predicted model, not a curated record. Lineage: Eukaryota; Metazoa; Mollusca; Bivalvia; Pectinida; Pectinidae. Bases 12 to 575 code for a protein of 187 amino acids.